AUGUGCAAAAAAAAAAGGGCAAAGACAUACGAAUUAACACCAGGAGGAGGAGACGACAAAUUGAAGUACCCCAAUAACGACAUGGACACAUAUCCAAACAAGUCAUUUUCAGCGUCCAACAAAAUUGUAAAAUUUCUUUUUCGAAACAACCUUCACACGUGUUUCUUCCUCCAUAUGGACGACGAUUUUCUCCUCAGCAACACCGUGCCGCUUUCCUUCAUGUCUGUCAUGCCGCAGCAAGAAAAGGGGGGUCCCAAAAAUAUUAACCAAGUUGCGCAGAACGCAGACGAAGAGAAAUCUAACAAUCUCAUAAUUCUGAAGCUUCUGUAUAUCUACUACUGGUCCACUGUGUGCGGGUGCGGCGAAUUGGAAAAUGUGGGCAACUGA
Molecule: messenger RNA, 387 nt
Organism: Plasmodium fragile
Lineage: Eukaryota; Apicomplexa; Aconoidasida; Haemosporida; Plasmodiidae
Exons: 2
Coding region: 1-387 (128 amino acids)
Source: RefSeq, a predicted model, not a curated record